Molecule: messenger RNA, 540 nt
Organism: Penaeus chinensis
Lineage: Eukaryota; Metazoa; Arthropoda; Malacostraca; Decapoda; Penaeidae
Product: keratin-associated protein 19-2-like
Exons: 3
Coding region: 1-501 (166 amino acids)
Source: RefSeq, a predicted model, not a curated record
AUGAAGCGAACCAUGUUCAGAUUCCAGGCCAUUUUCAUGGUGUUGCUUCAUGGCAGUCCCGCUUACUAUAAGAACUGGUCUACCGCCGACCACGUCAUCCAGUCACUGUCUGGUUCCGACACGAACAGCUUUCCUCCCAAGAUGCGCGUAGCCCUCGUAGCAGUACUUGUGCUGGUGAUGGUCGCCAUGGCAAUGGCAGACCCCGACCCCGGGUAUGGGAAAGGGCAUGGCGGCCAUGGACACGGAGGGUACGGCAAGGGCCACGGCCACGGAGGGUAUGGCAAGGGCCAUGGCCAUGGUGGAUAUGGUAAAGGCCAUGGACAUGGAGGGUACGGCAAGGGCCACGGCCACGGAGGAUACGGUAAGGGCCAUGGUCAUGGUGGAUACGGCAAAGGACAUGGCGGAGGCUACGGGCACGGAGGGUAUGGCAAAGGUCACGGCGGAGGUUAUGGGCAUGGUGGUCACGGAGGCUACGGACACGGAGGUCACGGUUACCAUUAAUAGCAGAGAACAACUACGUUAUAUAAAUAAAUAAAUAAA